UAUCAGUCAUUCAUCCGCUGGACAGGCUUAUGUAUUCUACAGUUCUCUUAAUUCUUCUAUUUACUGGUUUGGUAUCUUCCGUCUCUGCUUGUGAAGGAGACUGUAUCGUUAGGAUCACAAAUGCCUUCCUAGGAAACCUUUCCAAGCCGAUCGAUGAAGUCCUUAAAGACUUGAGCGACCAAAUAUCCGAGCAGCUUCUGCCACCCUCCCAAAGGCCUGCAGACCCUACGUCGCUCCUGCAACCUAUCCUCAAAGCUUACGCAGAUAUUUCUUACGAGAAGCUCGAGACAGCUAUCUUCCCAUCCUACUUCCACGGAAAAUGUCAGCGUUUCUCAAAGGACGGCCAAGAUCCUCCAGGCUGCCCAAAUCCAGAUUGCCCUGUCGUAUGCGGCACGCCAGGAAGCCUUGUCCAUUUCUACCCGAAGCUCCGCCUUAUUGCGUUCAAUAACACGAAGUCUACACUAGAGAAGAUUGCCAGUCCUGGUAGUCCCGCGUACACAAAGGUGGAGGCGAUGAUUAAAGAGGCGCAGCUUCGCAAAUCUGGAAAACGAGACUUGGUAGCCACCCACGGCAUGGGCUCAGUAAUUGAACCUCGUUCUGCAUACUGGCAUGGCAAGCGAUUACAUCCGCGAUUCUUCGGGGCUGGUCGGAAGCGGGACAUGCUCAGGCAACAAAAUUUGCAAGCGCGGAGUUCACCAACACUUGAAUCUAUCCUCGGCCAGUUUGACUUCUUGUUCAGCAAGGCUUGCGGUGGAAAGCCAGGCGACAGCAAGGACUCUCUUCCAAACUGCAGCUGGGAAAUUGAAAUGAAGAAGUACAUACUGUCGUUCCCUUAG
This is a messenger RNA of Fomitiporia mediterranea MF3/22, 836 nucleotides long. RefSeq lists its product as uncharacterized. NCBI's taxonomy places the organism in Eukaryota, Fungi, Basidiomycota, Agaricomycetes, Hymenochaetales, Hymenochaetaceae. The transcript is spliced from 2 exons. The coding region runs from base 30 to 836 and encodes 268 amino acids. The record is from RefSeq and is a predicted model, not a curated record.